AUGAAGAUGAGAACUACUGCAGAGAGCAAAGAGCAAUGGCUCGCAUGGUGGAGAGCAACGGCUCGAGAAGAGAUUUUCACUUGUGAUAAGUGUAAGAGGGAGAGCAAAGACAUCGAGGAGAGUGAGGUUGCUCAGUUACUGGUGGAGUUGCCCACCAAGACCUUGAGAAUGGAGCGUUCUUUUAGGUUAAUGUGCAAGGACUCCCCGGCGGAGAUCCGGCUUUGUUUCGAGGGUUGUCGGUCUGUUUUCUCCCGUGAGCUGUGGAAGUGUACAGGUUAUGUUCCAAAGAAGUUUAACUUUAAGUACAGAGAGUUUCCAUGCUGGGAUUGCAUUGAAAAGCCUUGA
This is a messenger RNA of Eruca vesicaria subsp. sativa (arugula), 345 nucleotides long. Lineage: Eukaryota; Viridiplantae; Streptophyta; Magnoliopsida; Brassicales; Brassicaceae. The record is from the annotation of a GenBank genome assembly.